Molecule: messenger RNA, 1007 nt
Organism: Sitodiplosis mosellana (orange wheat blossom midge)
Lineage: Eukaryota; Metazoa; Arthropoda; Insecta; Diptera; Cecidomyiidae
Product: UPF0193 protein EVG1 homolog
Exons: 4
Coding region: 354-1007 (217 amino acids)
Source: RefSeq, a predicted model, not a curated record
UGUCGUCUUAUUUUUGUUAUUUUGUUUUACCCUUUCAUUCGCUGUAAUCAAAUAUUCUGAAUUUUGUGGUUGAAUUGCAAUGAAUGCAACAACUGAGGUGAGGUUUUCUAUCGAUUUAACGACGCAUUUUCGUUUUUACUGCAGAUUUGAAUAGAAAUAACAAGCAACCGACUAUGUAAUUGCUACGGUAACGUAAUUUUUCUUGUCACUUGUAAACAAAUGCUAUUGAUGGCAUUGUGGAAUAAACAGUUUGAAGCCGCAUUUCGAUUUGAAUAGACUUAUUUUAAAACCACUUCAUUUGUGAGGAGAAAAUCAAUCAACGGGAAAAUUAAAUCGAAAAUUUGAAGAAAAAAAUGGAAACAAACAAAGAAGAUGUUAACUGGCCGAGCACACGUGUUGCCAAAGGCGGUAUUUUCAAUUUGCCCAAGGUUCAAUACAGCAAAGAAACGCAUGACUUUUUAUAUUUGCUGAUGGAAGAGCAGAAGCUAAGUAUAAUGCAGCGAAACAAAAUAAACUAUAUUCUUCGGUCAGGUCAAUCGUUACCGGUAUCUAAACCGAUAGCAAAGACUGCAAAUAACACUUUUCCUGGUUUCGAUAAAAUGCGUGUGAAAAAUGCAAGACGCCGUACAUUGGAUGCGAUUAAAGCAAGCGGUGGCUACGAUCGAACCAAGUUCAUACCGACACAUUACGAGCCAUCUGAGCUAAAGAAAGUCCGUUUACAAGAGAAAAUGAGUGGAUUAAAGCAUGAAUUUUCCAUCGAAAAUGAACCAAAUCUACGCGGUGUGAUGAGUCCAUCGAAAGAUGACGACGGUGAAAUCGAUCCGGUGGAUGAAUUAUUGCAUGAGAUACAAGAGCGAAUGGAUUGGUUGGAAGAAAUGGAAAAACUGGGUGAAGGUCACAUCUACAAACCGCUCAUUAAAAAUGAGAUUGAAGAGCGAUUGCGCCUCAUCAAGCGACUACAGCCCGAUGCGAAUCGGAAAACGACAGAAUCAAACGGGGAACAGUAA